Messenger RNA from Puccinia triticina, 2607 nucleotides. RefSeq lists its product as uncharacterized. NCBI's taxonomy places the organism in Eukaryota, Fungi, Basidiomycota, Pucciniomycetes, Pucciniales, Pucciniaceae. Gene Ontology annotation, biological process: proteolysis. The transcript is spliced from 19 exons. The record is from RefSeq and is a predicted model, not a curated record. Gene Ontology annotation, molecular function: calcium-dependent cysteine-type endopeptidase activity. Bases 1 to 2607 code for a protein of 868 amino acids.
AUGGAUCUGGGAUCACUCAGUCCUGAGCUACGAUCCAAGUUAAAGGAAGUCCAGACCAUCGCAAGUCGAGCCACCCGGCAAGAGACUCAAGGAGACUAUGAGCAGGCAUUCUCCCUCUACGUGGAUUCGGUGCAGAAAUAUCUCUUUUUGAUACGAGCCCUCCAGGAUGGUCCCUUGAAAGAGCAGCUUAAAGCCAUCUCCUCAAAGUUAUUGAAACGAGCCGAACUAAUCAAGUCGUCCCGCCCCCAAUUAAGCUUAAGAGCGCCCGUUCGGGACCGAACCUCUUCAGAGGAGCAAGAUGCAGUUCUUCAAAGAUCUCAAAAGAUCAAUGGCCUAAGCUUUCCACCCUGGCCGCCCUCCCAUUCAAACCAAAUGAAGGACCCUUCACAUCAGUCACAAUUGGCCUCAGUGCAACCAGCGUUGAGCCCUGUCCAGCAGCAAGCGUUUCUCGAGUGGAGAUCGAUCAAAGAAGCGAAUCCAGAUCUCCAAGUUUACAAGGCCGAUGCGCUGGAUCCAACAGAUAUCGUUCAGGAUGUUGUCACUGAUUGCUCCUUGAUCGCCGCUUUCUCCGUUCUCAUCAACCACGCCAAACAGUUCCAAUCUAAACUUCACACUGAAUGCUUGUAUCCAAAGGGACCAGACGGUUCUCCGCAAGCGUCUACAGACGGGAUUUAUAGGGUCAAAUUGUUCCUCAAUGGAACCAAGAGAGAGAUCUGUGAGAUUUUUGGACUUCUGGUAGAUGAUAAAAUCCCAAUUGGCACCUCCGGAACGAGUAUGUGUGCUAAAUCGCGUCAAGGCCUCUACUUCUGGCCAUCUCUGGUGGAAAAAGCAUACAUGAAGGUGAUGGGUGGAUAUGAUUUUGUUGGAUCAAACUCGAGUGUUGACUUGCAUGCGUUGACGGGCUGGAUACCAGAAACGAUUUUACUGACCAGCCAAGAGUACCGAAGUGAACGCUCUUGGAAUCGCGUCUACUCCGGCUUUUCCCAAGGCCACUGCCUAGUCAGUGUAGGUACCAACGGGAAUAACCUGGAUGCCUUGGAGAAUGUGGGACUGGUGCCGUUUCAUGAUUAUGCAGUUAUCGACAUCCGGCAGGACACCAAGGGAAAUCGGUUGGUCACUUUGUAUAAUGCCUGGAACGUUGUUGAGCCGCAACCAGCACCCUCGACUCAGUGGACGACUCAGUUAGAAAACGCCUUGCCUAAAAUCCCAAUAAGUCGCCGACCUGAACGAGUGGGAACGUUUACUAUAUCUUGGGAAUCACUGCAGAUGUACUUCGAGACAGUGUAUCUUAACUGGGACCCUAGUCCAUUCAAGUUUCAACGCAUGGUCCAUUUCUUCCACCAUCCGCUUCCAGCCUUUGAAGUCAAAUUCGAUCAUGGGCCCGCCCUUGAAUCCGAUCCUGAAGUUUGGAUCCUUCUCACUCGUCAUCUUGACAGUCAAGUUACAGACAACAAGAGCUAUAUGUCCUUACAAGUCUUUUUGGACGAUCAGGAAAAUACUUCUCGGGCUCAGAAAAACUAUGAUUCGUUGGACCAUGGUCUUCCCCCAUUGACGGCGACUCCUCUUUCGAAUUCCACUCAUCUUCUAGCUAGGUUUUCGUUGCCUAAUAGACGAGCGACGUAUUUGAUCAACUUUUCAUUUCACGACGACCGGGAAACUAGAACUCAAGCCGACAAUUCAAACGUUGUGUCCAAACCGGUAGCAUUAACAUUGCAAAUAUUUUCUCCAGUGUCAAUUAGUCUAUCCGACUCGACUCCAGUCCCGUUACCAUUUUCAAAAGAGCUCGAGGGACAGUGGACACCAAAGACCUCAGGCGGAAAUCACGCGCUCGCGACGUAUUCCAUUAACCCGAUGUGGAGGAUUACCAUCGAGGAGAGAUCCAGCUCGGAGCGGAAUGAGUCAGGAAAAGGCAAGUUCAGGGCAAGCUUAACCACGAUUGAUGCCAGCGGGAGUCUAGACACGAGGAAACCCCUGAACGUCAAACUCAUUCGAUCUAGUGGCGAUGGUCGAGUAUAUGAGGUCGAGCGACGUGAUGUAUUAGCGGACUCUGGAAGCUAUACUCUUGGUCGAGCGCAGUUACGCGUCAAUCAACUUCUACCGGGAAAAUAUACAAUUGUGCCUUCAACUUACCAAGCUGGAGUGAUUGGAUUAUUCAAACUUCAAUUGGAAUGCGACUUGCCUCUAACUAGAGUAGAGUCUAUCCCUUCAGAAGGAGCUGGCAUGUACAAGCGUGUAGGGUGUUUGAGUUGGGAAGAGGAGAAGCGAAGGGCCAGCUUCUGGCGUCUCACUGGCGGCAAAGGCUUGGUAAAAACCAAAAUCAAGCUUCAAGCUACACAUCAGCCGGGCGCCUAUCCGAUCAAGUUGACUUUGAUUCAGCACGAAUCUAGUCAAGACGAAGGGAAAGUAAUUAGUCCGGGGAUCUUUACAAAUGCGCUCAGUGGAGCAGCCAUCGGACCUCUCCAGCUAUCUUUCUCCCAGAAUUUUGAAUAUACUAUCUUGGUCGAAGCGUUGGGCGACUCCUGUGCCACAAAGGGAGAGGGCUACGUUUUGACAGUCUACGCUGACCAAUCCUUGAGCUUGGAUAGAAUAGCAAAGGAAACAAGGUGA